Molecule: messenger RNA, 3246 nt
Organism: Thelazia callipaeda (thelaziosis nematode)
Lineage: Eukaryota; Metazoa; Nematoda; Chromadorea; Rhabditida; Thelaziidae
Source: the annotation of a GenBank genome assembly
AUGACUAUGAUGACUGUUGCCGCCUUGCAGAAAGCUGGUGAAGCUUUACUGUCAGCUGAAAAAAUUGAAAUACCGCUUCUGGAUCAAGUUGUUAAUAUUAUGAAUCAGUCGACGGGAGAAACACAACAACUUGCUUCAAAGAUUCUCACAGAGCUAAAACAAAAAGAUACAUCUUGGACACGUGUUGAUGGCAUUUUAGAAUACAGCCAAUUAAUUGAAACUAAAUAUUAUGCCUUACAAAUCCUUGAAUCACUGAUCGAAACUCGUUGGAAGUCGUUACCACGAGAGCAGUGUGAAGGAAUAAAAUCUUUCAUUGUCGAGCUAGUAAUAAAGAUUAGUAGUGAGGAAAUUACCAAUCCACAGAUCAAGACUUAUCUUCAAAAGUUGAAUCUCGUUCUUGUACAGAUUGUCAAGCAGGAAUGGCCAAAGCACUGGCCAACAUUUAUGGCUGAUAUUGUUGGUGCUAGUAAAGUAAAUGAUAAUCUUUGCCUCAACAAUAUGAUCAUUUUGCGGCUACUCAGUGAAGAAGUGUUUGAUUUUGAUGGUGAAAUGACUCAAGCAAAAGCUCAUCACCUGAAAAAAACAUUUUGUAGCGAAUUUCAAGCCGUCUUUAAUUUGUGUUAUACAUAUCUUAAAAGCAUAACUAAGAACUCUUCUUCCGAAAAUGCUUUAUUGGUAGAUGCCACAUUGCAUACUCUAUACCGUUUUUUAAGUUGGAUCCCAGUUGGCUAUAUUUUUGAAACAAAUUUAAUUGAUUUACUAACUAAAAAGUUCCUUGGAGUAGCUAUGUUUCGCUGCAUUAGCAUUCAGUGUUUGACGGAGAUUGUAUCAUUGAACGUAUCUGAAAUAGAUAAUCCGAAUGGAGAGUAUAAAACUCAAGUAAAAUGGCUGUUCAGAAGCGCAAUGACUCAGGUAUUCAGUAUACUGAUUACAAUUGAUCCAGAUGUUGAUCUCUGCGAAGCAUAUCGACGCGGUACUGAUGCAGACCAAAAAUUCAUUGCUAACUUAGCGCAGUUUUUGGGAACUUUCAUGAAAGAAAAUUCUCCACUGAUUGAAAUCAUUGAUGAUAAAGCGGAUGAAAUGGAUUUGAAAAAAGGACACGAAAUGGCAUUGCAGUAUUUACUGAAAAUAAGUAUGGUCGAAGAUGUGGAAGUGUUUAAGAUUUGUUUAGAUUAUUGGAAUUGGCUUUGCGCAGAACUUUAUCGAGAAUUCCCAUUUCAAAUUGAUCGUCCAGUUAUAAGUGCUUUUCCAAUGUUUGUAGGUCAUCAGGAGCCUCCUCGUCGUUUGUUAUAUAGCGCUGCUUUAUCCGAGUUGCGAUCCGUAAUGAUUUCGAGAAUGGCAAAGCCAGAAGAAGUACUUGUGGUUGAAAAUGAUCAAGGUGAAGUUGUGCGUGAACUUAUCAAAGAUACUGAUUCGAUCACUCUUUACAAAACUAUGCGAGAAACAUUAGUUUACUUAACUCAUCUUGACUACAAGGAUACUGAAAUGAAAAUGACUGAAAAGUUGCUUAAUCAAGUGAAUGGCAAAGAGUGGUCGUGGAAAAAUCUCAAUACGCUGUGUUGGGCGAUUGGCUCAAUUAGUGGGUCAAUGAUGGAAGAAGACGAGAAGCGAUUUCUUGUGGGAGUUAUCAGAGAUCUUCUUGGAUUAUGUGAGCAAAAACGUGGUAAGGAUAAUAAGUCAGUGAUUGCAUCAAAUAUAAUGUACGUUGUCGGACAGUAUCCGCGUUUUUUACGAGCACAUUGGAAGUUCUUGAAAACUGUUAUAAAUAAGCUUUUCGAAUUUAUGCACGAAACACACGAAGGGGUACAAGAUAUGGCUUGCGACACGUUCAUUAAAGUUGCGCACAAAUGCAAACGUCAUUUUGUUUUAGUACCAGGUGAAACAGGGCCUUUUAUCGAUGAGAUUCUAGGGGGUUUAAAUUCUAUCAUAUGCGAUCUAUCUCCGCAGCAGGUCCACGUUUUCUAUGAAGCUGUUGGCUGUCUUAUAUCCGCGCAAACUGAUUCUGCUAUUAGAGAAAGCCUUAUUGAACGUUUGAUGCAACUUCCCAAUUCAAUUUGGGAAGAAAUUAUUUCUCAUGCCAGUCAGGAUAUUAGUGUAAUGAAAGAGCAUGAAGUUGUCAAAAAUAUUGUCAAUAUUCUAAAAACAAAUGUCGCUGCCUGCCGUUCGAUUGGCGAACCAUUCAUUUGCCAACUUUCUAAAAUCUAUCUGGAUAUGUUAAAUGUUUACAAAGUGACAUCCGAAAAUAUUAGUGGUUCUGUUGCACAGGCAGGAGAAGAAAUUCUCAAACAACCUUUGUUGAAGCAAAUGAGAGCUAUUAAGCGCGAAAUACUCACUCUUAUUUCAACGUGGGUUGUAAAAACUCAGGAUUAUAAUGUCAUACUGGAAAAUUUUGUACCUCCAUUGUUUGAUGCAGUCCUCUUUGAUUAUCAGCGUAAUUGUCCAGCUGCACGCGAACCAAAAGUUCUUUCUUUACUAUCCAUCAUCGUUGCUCAGAUAGAAUCAUUGAUUAAUCCGGAGGUUAUCCGAAUAUUGGAUGCUGUUUUCACCUGCACUCUAGAAAUGAUCAACCGUGAUAUGGAGGAAUAUCCGGAACAUCGCCUCAACUUCUUUAGCCUUCUGCAGGCACUGACUCAUGAAAGCUUUGAUGUGCUCAUAUCUCUUCCACCAGAACUUUUCCGCUUAAUUGUAGAUGCUGUAGUUUGGGCUUUCAAGCAUACAAUGAGAAACGUUGCUGAACUUGGUUUGGAAAUUUUGAAGGACAUGCUUACACAGUUUAGCAUCCAUCCCGAUAGAGAAAAGGCACAAACAUUUUACAGUAUCUUUUUUAUGGAAAUACUAGUGCACGUGUUGACAGUUGUCACAGAUAGUAACCAAAUCAAAAUCGUUGGUUUAACAUCCUACGCUGAUGUCUUAUGUAUAUUGUUUUAUGUUGCCGAAGCGUCUAUUACUGUACAAUUAAAUCCUCCGCAAUCAAAUAUUGAUUACAUUUACAUGCACAUUAGCGAAACUUUUGCUCGAGCAUUUGAAAACUUGACUCCAGAUCAAAUUCGUGUGACUGUCAAAGGUUUUUUCUCAUUCAACACUGAUUCAGUGAGAAUGAGGUCCCAUCUUCGCGACUUUUUGGUUCAAAUUAAGGAAAGGGUGGGAGAAGAUACAUCUGAUUUGUUCAUUGAGGAGCGUGAACAAGAGAUUCAAAAUGUCCAAAACGCUAAAAAAGAAGUAAAAUCUCAUUCAUUUUUGUUUUGA